AUGUCACCAACAUCCUCACAUACUCUGCUAUCCUACGCUCGACAGGCUGAGUCCCAGUUUGGGCCCCCUUCAGAGCCCAUCAACGUCGCGGAAUUCAUCCUCUCCUGCGUUGAUUCUCCUCUUCCAGACGUUGGCAACCUCGACGAACUGUUGAACGACCUGUCGUCAGAGGAGAAGCAGGCACUUGAGGAGGACUGCGAUGUCAGCGAAGUCAAAGACGCCCUUCAGACUACUUGGAACCAUGUCCCGAAUAGCUAUUACCUCAACAAGUCGCAAGCGGAUAUCUUCAGCGAGAUCGCUGGCCGUGCGCCUAAAGGUGGUGUGGACAUAUCUGAUGAGCCAGCCAUUCGGCUGCUUCAGGAGAACAUCGACGGUGCCACCCUAGAGUCCCUGAGACUAGAUUCCCGUGCUCAGGCGUUCAUUCGCCCCGCAAAGAACACCGACUACAACGCCAUUUCCAACAUUAAAGCCAUGUCUUCGCAGCUUUGUCCGUAUAGGCCUGACGAGGCUGUUAUCACUAUCUCGGUCUAUAGCAAGUUCAAGCACAACCCAAGCUACCUCGAGCGGGUAUCGCAACACUGCUUGUUGUCGUGGCAGACGCUCGAAGACUUGGUGCAAACGUUUCCUUGCCCCUCACGCGAGCUUGUGCGCACGAACACGACGCCCGACUCGCCUCGGCCUGGUCAUGUCAUUUGCAUAAAUGGUCUUGCGUACGGCGACGGGCGAAGCGAGAACGAUUACGCUAGCAAGUUCGUCGAGCAUCUGCGCAAAACAUCACAGGACGGCUUCUAUCCUAUUACGAAGGCUCCAACAAAGACCUGGGAUACGCGGUUAGACGAUCUUACCCUGCGAAUAAACGAGCCAUACUUCAUCCUGCACGAGGGGAACUGCGAGCACUAUGCCGUGGUGGAUGAGAUACGCAUGCGCCAUCCUCAAGACCCCGUUGUGGGUUAUCCCAUCACAAUCCACCUGAUGCGCAUCCUGCCUACGAACUGUAAGGCCUGCGGCAACGUGCAGCCGCUUUGGUCGAUCCUAGGCGACGUGAGGCUUGGCGAGUCACCAUGUCUGCUUUGCGAUCCUUGUUGGAAGGCCAUGGGGCAUCUUGGCGAUCCAAAUAUCUUCGUCGUGCCCUUGCCGGUGCACGUAUCUGGAUGGUAA
Molecule: messenger RNA, 1158 nt
Organism: Schizophyllum commune H4-8
Lineage: Eukaryota; Fungi; Basidiomycota; Agaricomycetes; Agaricales; Schizophyllaceae
Exons: 6
Coding region: 1-1158 (385 amino acids)
Biological process (GO): snRNA transcription by RNA polymerase III; snRNA transcription by RNA polymerase II
Cellular component (GO): snRNA-activating protein complex
Molecular function (GO): RNA polymerase III type 3 promoter sequence-specific DNA binding; RNA polymerase II cis-regulatory region sequence-specific DNA binding; bent DNA binding
Source: RefSeq, a predicted model, not a curated record